Messenger RNA from Aureobasidium uvarum, 1143 nucleotides. The record is from the annotation of a GenBank genome assembly. Lineage: Eukaryota; Fungi; Ascomycota; Dothideomycetes; Dothideales; Saccotheciaceae.
CAUACCUCUCAUUGGAUUCUGACAAUGCCUCGAUUACAACCUCGUAUGCUGCAUCGCGCGCGCAGUAUCGAUUCGUUGCUGCCGCUUGUACUACAAGGCACGCGCGACCUCGCCUCUGCAAAGAAUGAAUUGCGCUGGCUGAGAGAAUUCACCAUCGAGCAACAACAAAAGCAGCGUAGUCUCAAAGGCUGGAAUACACAACAUAAGCUGAGACGACUAUGUAUUGAAAGAGCUCGUGGCAAGCCUUUACAAUAUAUCAUGGGCACCGAGUAUUUCGGCGACCUCGAGAUAGCCUGUGAGGCAGGAGUUCUGAUACCAAGGCAAGAAACUGCUGCUUCAGUUACACACUUGAUCAAACGUCUGCAUCAAGGGACCCAGCCUCUCCCUAAGCAUCUCAAAAUCUUGGAUCUGUGUACGGGAACUGGCUGUAUCCCUUUACUAGCUUACCACGAGUUUGUCACCAAGCACGGUAGAACCUCCAACGAUUUGGAAGUUGUGGGAGUGGAUAUUUCUCCACAGGCAUUGCGACUUGCAAACAAGAACCGUCAUCGCCUGUGCAGCGAAGGAACAUUACCUCCUGACCCAUCGUUGCGGUUCCUUCAAGCAGACGUUCUCGCUACCUCUCACGACAACACAACAACUGAGCCACCAUCCCUAGUCUCUGUCCUACACAAUGACAUAUCGACUUCACCAAAACCCACCUGGGACAUCCUCAUCUCAAACCCACCCUACAUCUCCCCGACCGCCUUUGCCACAACAACAACCCGCUCAGUAAAACGCUACGAACCCCUUCUCGCCCUCGUGCCUUCAUCCUCAUCCUCAAAUCUACCUCUUACACCCUCCAUCGAUGACGGGGACAUCUUCUACCCACCUCUCUUAUCCAUCGCCACAAAAGUCUCUGCCCGCAUCAUCCUCUUCGAAGUCGCGGAUCUGGAGCAAGCCCAUCGAGUCGCUGUGAUGGCAAAGGAGCAGGGAAUUUGGGAUGGGGUUGAGAUAUGGCGGGAUGAUCCUGGGUCUGAUGAUGGUGAAGCAAAUACUAAUGACAUGGGUGGUACGCGCGGGAUCAAGGUUUGCGGGCAGGGGAAUGGGAGGUCGGUGGUUGCUUAUCGUGGUGAUGCUGUGGGGUGGUUGGGUGGAAAGUAG